Molecule: messenger RNA, 1036 nt
Organism: Chaetomium strumarium
Lineage: Eukaryota; Fungi; Ascomycota; Sordariomycetes; Sordariales; Chaetomiaceae
Exons: 2
Coding region: 104-811 (235 amino acids)
Source: RefSeq, a predicted model, not a curated record
GAAAUACGACAAGAGACAAUCAUUUGACUCCUUUGUCCAAAAAUCCACAUCAAUUCACAUCAAGACAACAAGCUACAAUAAAUCAAAACAACUCAAGUUCAACAUGUACCCCAACGAACGCGGCAUCCGCAACCCGAACGCCCCGGCAGCAGCCGCCGGCGCCAACCCGCCCCACACGUACGGGCAAUCCGCCGCCUCGGGCCCGGCCCCCACAACCGCCGGCCACCACCGGCACGACCUCCUCAACAAGCUGGACCCGCGCGUCGACAGCACCCACGACCAGCAACCCGUCUCCCAGACAGGGCAAAACAUCCCCGAGGGGACCUACGGCCCGCACCGUUCCCGGCUGGCCAACACCCUCGACCCCCGCGUGGACUCGGACCUGGACAGCACGCGCGCCGGCGCCGGCAUGGGCGCGGGCGGCGGCUUGGGCGGCGGCCAACCCGCCCGGAUGAGCGGUACGCAUACCGCUGCCGGGUAUGGCGACAGGGCCGGCGGUGGCGUCGCGGAGGGAACGUACGGUCCGCACGCGACACGCACCGGGAACAUGCUCGACCCGCGGGUUGAUUCGGACCGGGAUCGGCAUGUCGGGCGCGGGGCGGUAGGCGGGGGAGGAGUUUUGGGAGGAAGCAGGGCGCAUCAUGGUGGUGGUGUUGGUGGAGUCGGAGCGCCUGGGGCCGGGAUGGCGACGUCGCAUACGGCUGGCGCUGGCCCGCAUCAAUCGAGCUUGUUGAACAAGCUGGAUCCGAGGGUUGAUAGUAAGACGGGGACGUACAAGGCGGGUGCUGGAGCUCGGGGGCCGGCGUACUAAAGCCUUCGGGGAUUACCAUCACGCAGGAUCAUUGAGUAAAUGGUUGGCCAUUGGGAUUUGGUUGGGGAGUGAAUCAGCAUGAUACCAGAUUGCUUUUCUUAAGGAAGAUAGAUAGAUGAGCUUCGUGAGGGAGAUACUCUUCACUGCUUCCUAGCUAGUUAGAAAAUCUACUCAGUGCACUGUAUCACAGUCCUCGUGUGAGUUGUGCAGUGUGAAAUGUCUUAA